UGGGAGUUUUUGGGUUUUGCAUGCUAACCUCUAAAAUUCCUUUCAUUUGUUUUCUGUCACGGCCUCAUCUCGCUUGCAUGUUCUUUCAUUUUUCUCACCUCUACUCUGAAACUUUCACUUAUGAGCAGGAAAUCUCUCGUACUAUUAGAAAUCUUAACGACAAGGAUCUGAUACAGUCUAAUCAAUCUUCAAAGGUGCUUUAUGAACUCAACAGAAUUUCUUGAUAGUUCCUAUGGUAAAAAGAAGAUUAUUUUGUACCUUUUUCUGGNCUCUGUGAGCAGCAUAGUUUCAGGGGGAAAAAAUCUGAUAUAUUCUAGCUGGCAGAAUAUUUGCAGUCAGUUUGCCAGACCAGAAAUGCAUCAGCCUCCUGCUAAUAAAGGUAUUAUGAGCUUAGAAGAUACUGUAGCUCCAGGGGUAGAAAUGGGAGGUUUGAAGACAGUAAAACAAGUGAAAGUCACCUUUUCAGACAGAAUGUCCAAGAACUACAAGCAAAAGGAACCAUCCAUUAAUGAGUGUGUAAGGGGUGGAAGAGACAGUCCAAUUGUCAUUGAAUCUGAUGAAGAGUUUGAGGAAGGUUUCUCCUGCUUGGCUGAAGAAAAGGAAGCUAAUGCAUUGAGCAAAAAGAAUGUCUUAGCUGACAUCAACACAGAAGGAACAAAAAGGGAAAUCACUAACAGAAAGUUAGUUACUAGUGAGGGUCAAGCAGCAGUUAGCCAAGAGAAUGAGGGUGUGAGGAGAAGCACACGAGUGAGGAAGCCCAAUACAAAAUUGGAGGAGUAUGUGCUAGGCCCUCGUCCUCGGCCAAUUGACCUAUUUGCUAAUUUGACCAAAGAAGAACAAGAAGAAACCCAGCGAAUUUUGGAGAAAGCAAGGAGGCGCAAGAGAAGGUCUCUUAUGCUGUAAUCAUCAACUGAAAGCAAGACUUUUGCUUUAAGAUGUGGAAGGAAACUCCCAUAUACAUAUACCAUUUCUUGUUUCUUCUAUUUAGCUCACAAGAGGUUCGGAUUUUAUGAAUCCUUAACUAGCUUUAGCUUCAUUAUUCCAUAGCUUAACGCAGAGCAAACAAAUUACUAAUCAUUAAGCUUAUUACGAACCUCAUAUGCUUCAUGUCUCGCAUGUCAAACCAAAAGCAUUAGCCAUUAAGGUGACCCUUUUUUCUUGGGUCAACAAAGCUAGGUGAUCUAGUUUAUCAUGUAGUGUGCCUUAUGCCUAUGUAACAUGUUUCAUCAAUCAUUAAGUUCUUGCUUUUUUUUUUU
Arachis ipaensis is the source of this 1256-nucleotide messenger RNA. The record is from RefSeq and is a predicted model, not a curated record. Lineage: Eukaryota; Viridiplantae; Streptophyta; Magnoliopsida; Fabales; Fabaceae.